AGGUAGUGUUACAGGCCAUGCAGGGAGAGCGUCAAGACAGCAAACCAGGUUUUGCCAUCUUGGUUUCUUUGAAGUCGCCCAGAUCGUCGUCGGUCUCGAAGCUUUUGAGUUGUCGUUUCACCCCGGCGGAGAUGCCCUUAGGAGAGGGCGCGGCAGUGGUGAAAAACCAUGGGCUCGCUCACAGCACGGAAAAGUGGCCGCACCCAAAGGGCUUUGCUGCGGAUGGUCAUUGGUUCUUCAUUCAAAUGGUUCCCGAGAAGGAGGAGAAUCUGCCGGAGAUCCAGUCGCCCAGGCCGUGUCCGCCGGAUUCGCCAGGUCAGUCUGAGACUCCCUCAUUGAAGGUCUUUCGCGACGAUGAGCCCUUGACAACAAAGCCGCCAACCCCUCCAUUCCAGGACGUGCGAUUGGUGCGGUUGGUGGGACAGGGUUCCUUCGGAUGCGUGUACUUCUCUCUUUGGAGCGGUGCAGCUGUCGCAUGCAAGGUCAUCAAAACGGUGAUAACCAAGAAGAAUCAGAAAGAUCUCGAGGAACUCACCGCCAAACCUCACUUCGAGGCCAUUCUCUCUCUGCGGAUCUCGCAUCCAAACUUGGUUCAAACUUUCAAGCAUGGCGAGCGCGCUCUGGAGCUGAAAAAGGCACAGAAGGUCUACGAGACCUGGAUCGUUCAGGAAUGGUGCGAUGGUGGGACCCUGCAAAGCAUUUGUAACGAAGCGCGGAUGGAAGGAAAGCGUCUACUGGAAUCCCUGGAGAUUUUUCUGGAGAUUUCGCGCGCGGGGCAGUACUUGCAUGAGAUUGGCCUGAUUCAUGGAGAUCUCACGAGUAACAACAUCCUACUGAAGUCCAUGCCAAUUUCCAAAGGAUUUAUUUGCAAAGUCUGUGAUUUUGGUCUCUGCAGAAUUCUAGGGGACGACAGCGAGGAAAUCAAAACCAAUUCUCUGGGAACAUUGUCGUACAUGCCGCCCGAAGUCCUGCAAAGCCAAGACCAUUCCUUGACGCGUAAGACUGAUGUGUAUUCCCUGGGAAUGAUCGUUUGGAUAGUGCUCACGGGCAAAGCUCCUUACCCUGGACUCACAGCCCCGCAGGUUGUCAUUCAAGUCUCCAGGGGCAAGAGACCUGUUCUUCCGGAGAAUCUUCCUGAAGAUUUGCUUGCUGCUUUUCGCAGUACCUUGGCGGAGUCUCCGGAAUCGCGUCCAAAUUUCAGUGAGCUGGUGGAUCAGUUUUCAAAGAUGUACAAGGAUUUAGGCGGGAUGGACGAUGAUGAGGCCUUCUUGAUCGAGACGCAGGCUGAAAAAUAUCGUGCUUCGCAAUCUGCCCCCAACACCUUGGACAACAAAACGUGACAACGUGACAGUCCAGAUUUGGUUAUCGUAUCCCGGCGGAGUCCGAGAAUAGCUAAGGUGCUGUCUUUGAGCCGCGGCGCGCCGAGCGUUGUGUGUGUUGACAAGCAACACCUGCUGCGACUUAUGGCGAUGCACCGGCGAUGUUUAUAUAUAGAAUUUGACCGGGGCUGAUAUGGUUUAAAA
Cladocopium goreaui is the source of this 1523-nucleotide messenger RNA. NCBI's taxonomy places the organism in Eukaryota, Dinophyceae, Suessiales, Symbiodiniaceae. The record is from the annotation of a GenBank genome assembly.